AUGUAUGUAAAAUAUUCUCUUUAUCAUUAUAGGUUUGAUGAGGCACUGGGAGAUUUUAAACAUGCCCGAAAUAAUUUACGAGGUAAUUCAGUGAUUGACUACACACAGUUGGGACUGAAACACAGACUGUAUGUCUGGGAGGUUCUGUACAACUUGGCUGCAGUGUACAGCAGACUGGGCCAGUGGCUGGAGGCUCGGCAAACCCUGGAAGAUGCUUUGCAAUUGGGGACCAAAGGCACAAUCACUAAACUUGACAGAGCAUUGAACAUGGUAAAAAACAGUAAUACCCUUGAACCAGUUGAUGUGCCUGAAGGGAUUGUGUUCAGACCUCGCAAGCAUGAAGUGGAAGAGCUGAACUUGAAAGAUUUCCUGGGAACACCAAAGGUGAUCUCAUCCAUUGAUCCAAAUGACAGCUUUGCAGGAUUCAAGCCGCUUGGUCCAUCGAAACCGGGGGAGCAAGUUGUCCGAGGAACAAGAGGGUAUCACCAGGUGCUGUUCGACUUUGCUCCAAAAACAGCAAGUGAGGUUGAGGCAAAAGCUGGGAAUGUUGUCUUUGUCUUGGAGAACGGAGAAGAUGGAUGGUCGACUGUUAUUGCAGACAAUGAGAAAGGGUUAAUUCCUACUGCAUACCUGGAGGUUUGGGCUAGAAACAGAGGAAACAAGCUGAAGCAAGGGUCUGGAAAUGUUGGUCAGACCUCUCCCCAAGUCCCAGCCAGCAGACAGAUGGGAACUGAAGGAGAAAUUCAUUCAGAGACUCUCUCAACUGCAGCAGGAUCUUGGAAGGACUCCUUGCUUGCUGAUUCCGUGAUAAUAAAGGUUCACUAUGAAUACACUCUGGCUACAAGGGUGAAGACUGGAAUAUCCUACAGUGAAUUUGUGAACAUCUUCAAAUCCAAACUGGGCCGGCAGUCAGGACAGAUACAAUUAAGUUACAAAGAGAAGGAGAAACAGGAAUUGGUGGAGAUCAGAGGAGAUGAAGAUCUAGCCAAAGUGUGGAAUCAGAUUGUUGACGGACGCCUCACUCUGUGGUGCAAGCACAAGGACCCUUUGUGUGGGCGUAAAGUGCUCUACCAAACACAGGCCCUCUAUGAUUAUAAUGGACAUGGUGCAGAAGAUGUGGAGUUCAACGAGGGUGAUAUCGUCGAUGUUCUGUCUGAGGUGAAUGAGGAGUGGCUGGAAGGACAUUCCAAUGGGAACAUUGGCAUCUUUCCCCGGUGUUUUGUCAGACCGAGAGCUUCAGCCGUGGCUGAAACCAGAAAGAUUGACCACUGUGAAGAUUCUGUUCAUGUGCAGGCUGUGGAAUAGAGAAGAAGUAGUGAAGUCGGAAUCUCUCAAGUAGUGAUUCAAAAGGCUUCUGCUAGUUCUAAACAUUUCACUUGCCCACCUUUCUUCCAUAACCAAUUUUCCUUUUGGGAUUUUUAAAAAUUCGGAUUCUGUAAUGAAGCUUCCACUGCCCUUUCAGUCAGUGCAUUCCAGAUCACAACUCACUCCUUUUAUCAUUUGAGGCUCCUAAAGCAUGAUAUUACUGUAAAAUUUCAUUUUCAUAGUUUGUUAACUCUCAUCCACCAUGUCUCUUACUCGUUUCACCAGUUAGUGUCCUACUGACAUUUGUGAUCAGCCUCCUGAUUAUUUGAGUCAUUUUCAAUCAUCUGUAAACUAUGAAACUGAGUCUUGUAUGUCCACCUGAUUAUUGGUAUAAAUUGCCAGAGCAGUGCUCCCAGUGCCGAUCUUU
Molecule: messenger RNA, 1732 nt
Organism: Chiloscyllium plagiosum (whitespotted bambooshark)
Lineage: Eukaryota; Metazoa; Chordata; Chondrichthyes; Orectolobiformes; Hemiscylliidae
Source: RefSeq, a predicted model, not a curated record